Molecule: messenger RNA, 1380 nt
Organism: Exaiptasia diaphana
Lineage: Eukaryota; Metazoa; Cnidaria; Anthozoa; Actiniaria; Aiptasiidae
Exons: 5
Coding region: 1-1380 (459 amino acids)
Source: RefSeq, a predicted model, not a curated record
AUGGAUGAAAUGGAAGUAUCUAUUGAUGAACCUCUGAUCCAUGAYAUUACCGAGCAGGCWCMAAUUACAUUYGAGAAAAUUAAGGAAUCCUCCGAGCRCGGGAGAGAGCUACUUGUUGAUUCAAUGGGAUACCGUUAUGGAKUUYWAAGGCGUUUUAAGACCACCACCCAUUGGAYGUGUACCAUUCGGCYAAAGMACAACCCUUGUCGAGCUWAAGUCAUUGAAUCAUCGUCUGGUUCCUUCACCCUCGGCGUCCAAGCCCACAACCACCCUGGUACUCCUGGUUUUGCUUUGGUGUCCAAAAUUAAAAAGAAAGUUAAAGAUGCUGCCGUCGAAGAUGUCUUCAAACCAGCUUCUACGAUCAUUGAAGAGGUAUAUCUCGAAGAAGUCGAAGAUGCGACAGCACCUUCUUUGCCCAAACCGGACUUGUUGGCCCGCACAGCGAAUCGGCUACGUCAACGACUACGGCCUCGUGAUCCAAAAGAUCUGCAGUUUGAAKUAGAAGAAGGUCAUAUUCCUGCUGGUUUCUUCAGAGGUGAUGUCCACGCCUGCGAAAGAUGUCACUUGAUUUUUGCCACGAACAAACAACUUCAAAACCUUGCCAAGGCCAAGACAUGGUUCAUAGACGGUACUUUCAAGCUCGUAAGAAAGCCCUUCAGUCAGCUAGUUACCAUCAACGCCUUUGAUGGAGAAGGUAGAAACAUAAAGCAAGUGCCUUUGGUCUUCGUCCUUAUGUCAGGAAAGAAGAAAAAGGAUUAUAAGAAGGUUUUGCAGAAAAUUCUUGAAGUUCUACCUCAUCAGCACCGAGUAAAGAAAAUCGUUAUCGACUUUGAAACGGCAAUGUGGAGUACGAUUCGCGACCUCCUCCCGGCUACGCAGAUAAUGGGCUGUCAUUUCCACUGGACUCAAGCUGUAUGGAGAAAAGUGCAAGCUUUUGGUCUCCAGCAGCAAUAUCAAAGAGACMACGGUACCUGGCAAUUCAUCGGACGACUCAUGGCACUACCAUUCCUGCCCGCCACAGAAAUACGCCCACAGUUUGAACGCCUCCAACGGAAAGCAACAGCUGCCCUACAGCCUUUGGUGGAGUACAUCAACGAGACCUGGAUUAUGAACAACACCUGGCCACCCUCGUCCUGGUCUGUUUACAAACAAGCAGUCCGUACAAACAACGAUUUAGAAGGCUGGCACAAUGCCCUAAAUAGACAAGCACAUGGAAAGACAAAUCUCCCUUUCUACUUACUAGUCAAGCUUCUUCACAGAGAAGCAUGCCUCGUUUCACUACAGAUGAGAGUGGUGUCCGAAAAGAAGUUCAAAAGAGUCCAGAGGCGGAAAUUCCGUCAAAUCCAAGAAAAGAUUUUCUCAAACUGGGCAGCAUACUGA